Molecule: messenger RNA, 1969 nt
Organism: Galendromus occidentalis (western predatory mite)
Lineage: Eukaryota; Metazoa; Arthropoda; Arachnida; Mesostigmata; Phytoseiidae
Product: sorbin and SH3 domain-containing protein 1
Exons: 11
Coding region: 37-1608 (523 amino acids)
Molecular function (GO): protein binding
Source: RefSeq, a predicted model, not a curated record
GACGUUUAUUGGUCCGGGAAGGCCACCAUCAACAGCAUGCCGAUUCUUGGUGAAAGUGAAGACGAAGACUACAUUAUCCCAGCUGCGAAAGGUCCACAUCACCAUCAAGAACCUGCUGCCCCGUCUAGCGCAGAAAGUCCUCUCGGAGCCGCCGAGAGUGAGUGUGCGUCACCGUUCCUCCUCACGACGACGAAGAGGAAGAUCAUUCAUAGAGGUCAAGCACCCAAGAUCCAAGGAGUUGGCCCCACUGAAAACGGUGUUCCAAUCGCGGCUCGUGGAAAUGUCGACGAUGAACACGCUGGCGAUUGGUAUCGCACUAUGUACAAAAGAUUACACGCUUACCACAAGCCGAAGAGUGAUCAAGAAAUAAUCACCGUACGAGUCAAGCGAGGUCUCGCGCAUUACAGAGACGACGGGUACAUUUCGGAACCCGAACAUUCAUCGGAAGAACGACGGCAAUUCUGUGAGAAGAGGUGGCCUUACGAGCAUCCUCAAGAAGACGAUCUCCAAUCGAAAAAGCCCUAUUCUGUCUACAGGGUAUCUCCCAAGCGAAUCGAAGAUUACACUCCGGCGGACUCGGUCGCAUCAACACCUAGUGUCGUCGCCUCGAAAAACGCAUUCGUGCAGGGCGAUAAGAAAUACCAUGCUUCGAACCCCAGAUCUGACAAGUCUCCUCAAAUUUCGCCAAAGCCAAACUAUGUUCCUCUCCUCAGCGUUUUCAACGAAGAUGACAGCUAUCGCAUGGUGAGGAUCGCUCGGGAGAAUCAGAAGCAGUACACUCCAUCAAGGACAGUUCAGCGAGAGUGGUACCGCAACGUACAGAAAGGAUCUGACAUCCCCCUAGGCGGUUUUCGGAGAGCCGUCGUGUCACCACCGAAAGAUCCCAUCGUGGGUCCCUGCCCGGCCGUGCAGAAGCAGCAAACUACAGCGGCCGACGAAACAGCCGCAUACAUCGACGAGCCGAGCAUGUCGUUGGAGCGAGACUACGAGGAUCUGAAAGCGAUGGCCCAGCUGAGAUCGGCGCAGGAUUCUGGCCAGGAUCGCGCACUGCGACGCCUGUACGACGAGGUCGAUCACCACAUACGCCGCCAGCAGGACGCGGGAUUCUCAACAGGGCUGGACGAAUUCGUAACGGGACAGCGUGGGGAAACUGGUUCCGUCUACGAAACGGUCUUUUAUACUCCUGAUAACAAGGAGGUUAUCAUGCUCGGGAGAGUUAUCUACGAUUUCAUCGCACAUGCUAGCAGGGAGCUCAACCUGAAGAAGGGCGACUUGGUGUACAUUUUCAAGAAAAUUGAUCGCAACUGGUAUGAGGGGGAGUGCCUAGGCAAGACCGGAAUUUUCCCAGUCAGAUAUGUCGACGCUUUCCCCCCAUCGUCCAUCGAUACUUUGGCCAGCGUCCGAAUCCAAGAAGGAGUGGCUACAGGACGCUUCCCCUUCUUCGCGAAAAGCCCCGCAGAACUAGGAUUCAAGGUCGGGGAUAAGUUGAGACUAAUUCGACGAAUCGAUCACAAUUGGUUCGAAGCUCGCAUCGGACAGCAACAGGGACUGGUUCCAGAGAAUUAUCUCACGAUCGUGCAAGAGCCAACCGAAAUAAGCAGAAACUGAUCGUUUCGAACGGCAACGGUCAGAUUCUUGCCGUACCCGGGAGGAGACGGGACAAUAGUCCUUCUCAGGAGACUUGGUUUUGUCUAACACAUGAUCUGACCUGCCUCUGCGGGCGAAAAGCUCGCGUAACCACCCAUCUGACUGAUCCGGAAAUAUUCGACUGCGGGUUCUCGCCAUUCAAGUACAUGAUGCUGAUGGCGGAGAUUUUGCCCGAGUCGAGACAGGUCAAAGUAAAGACUCACUCUAUUUCUUAUGUUCAUCCGGAGAAGACAGCGAUAAAUUAUUUCCGCAGUACUAAUCGGUCCGAGGUGUGCCUAUUGUUGUGGUUGUUGAAUUAAUGAAUAAAUACUGGUGUUUGUUA